ACUCCUUCUGGGUGCAUGGUGGAGGUCGCCUUCUUCCCUAUCUCUUGCACUGCUUCCCAGAGACAAGGCCUCAACCUGUGUCUCCCCCUCCCUCUAUUCGUCUCCUCGUGAGAGAAGGGCUUUUCUUUGUGCAACCUUAGCCGCUACACCAACAAGUUUCAGCCUGCGUUGCCUUCCAUAUGUUGGCUUAGAGAGAGAGGGGGGGCGGAGAUAUAUGCAUCUUCCUCUGUUGCUCAAUCUAAAUCCAUGCGCAUGCACAAUCCGAGAGAAGACACGGUUGCUUCUCGAGUGUAUCGAUCACCUUCGGUGGCAGACGUGUGAAGGUCGGGUUUCUCACGAGAGGACAUAGCCUUGACAGAUUGAAAGUGCAUGUUAAGGCGACGCUGGAGACCUCGAGGCGCUGAGCGCAGAGCUUUUUUCGGAUAAUGAGGAAGGGAACAGAUCUUUUAAGGAGGAGAUCAAGGUGUUCUUCAGAAGCCAGGGCUUAAGAACCGCUGACAACUCUGUAGAGGGCCAGUAGAUUGGUGUUGCGUUUGAUCGGUCGCCCGAGGAAGGAACCCCCCCAGAAAUCAAGGAAGGAUGAGAAAGGAUUGUGCAGGAAACGGUCCUCCAUCAGACAUGGAGCUAAUGAAGGAGAAGUUUGCGAAGCUUCUUCUCGGUGAGGACAUGUCAGGUGGAGGAACAGGAGUUUCCUCAGCUCUUGCUCUCUCUAAUGCCAUCACCAAUCUUGCAGCUUCUGUCUUCGGAGAGCAGCGGCGCUUGGAACCCAUGCCAGAGGAAAGGAAGGCAAGGUGGAGAAAAGAAGUCGAUUGGCUCUUAUCCGUCUCUGACCAUAUCGUGGAAUUUGUUCCCUCACAGCAGGUUUCAGGAGAUGGAAAGAGCAUGGAGAUAAUGAUAACUCAGCAACGCAAAGAUCUUCGCAUGAACAUUCCUGCCUUGAGGAAGCUCGACGCAAUGCUCAUCGAGUACCUCGACAACUUCAAGCAGAAGAACGAGUUCUGGUAUGUGUCCAGGGAUGCGGAUGAGUCUGAGAAGGGGAACGUGCAGAGGACCGAUGACAAGUGGUGGCUCCCUACCGUGAGAGUCCCCCCCGGUGGGUUAUCAGAGGCCUCAAGAAAAUGGAUUCAGCAUCAGAAGGAGCUGGUGAACCAAGUGCUCAAAGCAGCUAUGGCUAUCAAUGCCAAUGUUAUAAUGGAAAUGGAGAUUCCAGAAGACUACAUCGAAUCCCUCCCAAAGAACGGAAGGUCAAGCCUCGGAGAAACCCUCUACAAGAACAUCACCGACGAGGAUUUCGAUGCCGAAACAUUCCUUGCAUCCGUAGACCUGUCCACGGAGCACAAGAUCCUGGACCUCAAGAACCGGAUCGAAGCAUCGGUCGUCAUUUGGAAGAGGAAGAUGAACAACAAGGACGCCAAGUCGACGUGGGGUUCGGCUAUAAGCUCGGCUAUUAGCAUGGAGAAACGAGAACAGUUCGAAGACAGAGCAGAGACGAUCUUACUCAUCCUCAAGCACAGAUUCCCCGGCAUCCCCCAAUCAGCACUGGACAUAAGCAAGAUUCAGUACAGCAAGGACGUGGGAUACUCGAUCCUGGAGAGCUACUCCAGGAUUCUGGAAAGUCUAGCUUUCACCGUGAUGUCGCGGAUAGAAGAUGUUCUCCAUGCAGACUCCGUUACUCGAGAUCAAAGUCUUGAUGGCUCCAAGACGAGCCCUUCGGUGGCAGAUUCGGAGCCAACUGCAGGAAUAGCGACGCCGCUUGAUCCAGCAGAGGAGAUCGAUAAGCUUAAUAACAUGGAAGCCAACAAUUCCAUGACGCUGUCGGAUUUCAUGGGCUGGCAAUUCGAUAUCGACACCCAGACAAAGAAGGAAGACGAAGAUGGAAAGCUGGUGAAACAGCCUCCAAGCAUUGUGGUGGCCAACAACAAGCUUUCCAACUUAGAGAAGUUAGAGACAUGGGAGGCUUGAGCUUUCAAGAAGCCCACAGAAAAGACGAGAGAGAGAGAGAGAGAGAGAGAGAGAGAAGAGAUGCAUUUUACAGAGAUUUUGUACCAUAAGUUUCUUGCUUUAUGAAGAUCGAAGAGCAUUAUAUGGAUUUUUUUUCCUUACUUUGACACAGAAAUUUUUUGAGAAAAUAAGGUUCAUUCCAUCAAA
Molecule: messenger RNA, 2148 nt
Organism: Musa acuminata AAA Group (dessert banana)
Lineage: Eukaryota; Viridiplantae; Streptophyta; Magnoliopsida; Zingiberales; Musaceae
Product: rho guanine nucleotide exchange factor 8-like
Exons: 7
Coding region: 580-1962 (460 amino acids)
Molecular function (GO): guanyl-nucleotide exchange factor activity
Source: RefSeq, a predicted model, not a curated record